GGGGGCCGCUCGCGCCGCUGCCGACAAGUCCCUGACAUGAGGACCAAACACCAACGAAGAAGAAGCCAGCGCGUCCUGUCAACAUGGAGGAAGACGAGGUGGCCGAGAGCUGGGAAGAGGCUGCGGAUAGCGGGGAAAUAGAAAGAAGACUUGAGGCAAAGUUGAAAAUAAACCAGGAAGCGAAGAAGUCCAGUUUGAAUUCAGGUGGUUCUCCUGUGCGAACUGCUGUUGUCAUCCAGGAUGACUCCCUGCCUGCAGCCCCGCCCCCACAAAUUCGGAUCCUGAAGCGUCCCUCAAAUAAUGGAACUGCCGCAAAUCCCAUGUCCUCUUCCCGUCCCUCGCAACAGAUGAAGUCUCUGGCCCAACGGGAGGCAGAAUACGCAGAAGCCCGUAAGAGGAUUUUGGGUAGUGCCAGUUCUGAAGAUGUGCCUCAGGACAAACCAUGCCAGGAAAGGCCAAUUCGUGUGAGUGUGCAGCAGCCACCAGAACCAGUUCGUCCAAACAAUCAUGUAAUCCGGCAACCAACCGGCCCAGAUGGCACCUUGGGGUUUCGGCUCUUCAGAUAAAUGGGAGCUGGCUACUGUUAGGAAUUGGCGAUAUCUUCCAAGUGGUCAUCUGGGGUGGAGGUUAAAGGGUGUGUAGCCGGCAUUGUGUAUGAGUAGCAGAGUGGUGGGAUGAAUUAAAAGUUGACGAACAUAAGAAAAAUGGAGAUGAAAGACAAAACGACAUGAACUACUCUACCCUCGCCACUCUGCUGACUGGCAUGCGCUUUGCCUUAUGCCUUGUCUCUUCCCAACAUGGAACAUUCUAAGGGGCUGGCCAGGGAUCAGAACCCCCCCCCCUCCCCUUCUGCUCCACACUGUGAGCAGGGUGUCGCCUCAGGGCCCUACACACUGUGAUACAUCCUACGAUGUACCAUGAGCUGUCCUAAGACUCCCCUACACUGUCAUUGGCUAGCUUAGAGCCAUGGCAUCAGGUUUGUGGCCCUCCAGCGAGAGUAAGAAAAACAUCUGGAUCUGUCAGAGCAAGGCAACGGGUGAGCUGGCAAGUCCAACAAUGUGAAAUGAGCUACGGUUUUGCGUCAACCGGGGACUUGUCUUGGCAACAGUUGGGAUUGUUUUCGUCAAUGCAAAGGAGUGUGUGACAGUGGGGAAGGUUUACCAUGUUUUCAGCACUGGGAAUAGGUGCUCAAACAGCUCAACCUGUGGUAAAAGAUCAACACGAUUCAAAUGGUUUUCUCCAGUAGUGGCAUAACCACAGCUAUGUUUAUGCCACUUGUCUCAAGUGUCCCGCAAGAAGCACUGCUAGCUAGAGAAGAGCUGCCCUGUGCAAACAUGGCCUGUGGUCCAAGAUCAUGGAAGACGGAGACAAAAGUGCCACUAGAUCCUCGCUUGUUCGAGCAAUAAUUAUUAAGUUAGCUGCAGGAUUAUUUUUUACUAAUUUUGUUGUUCAAGUUAUGUUAAACAGUUUGCAGUGUUUCUUUGAUGUAUGUUUGGUUUUUUUUUUCUUUCUAAGAAACGUUCAGCUAGCUUCAGCUAGAUCAUCAGAUGAUGUAGAAGUACCUAUAUGGCAUAGUGGAUUUGUAGUGUCUGGAAAAUUUUACGGUUUAGAAGACACUGAUCUCAUUAUUGGGCUGAUAAAAUUUGAACAAUCCAUCCUAUAAAUUUCCCCAUUUGCAUUGCCUUUGUGUUUUCAAUUAACCUAUUAAACCAGAUCUAGAGUCAGUUGUAGGGUUCCUCUGGCAUGGUCAGUUAUAUUCUAGAAUCUUCAGUGAUGUGGAAUAGAUGGAUGCGGAAUUCAAAAGGUAGUAGCUCGGGACACAGCCAAACACAAACGAGGGCAAGUCGCCCUUUUUUUAAUUGAGACCAAAUUGUUGCCUUCAUCAGAGGUAUGUCGCGUUCUCCCUUUUUUGGCAAAGUGUUUUGGGAGGAUUUUUAAUGGAUUAGAAAAAAAUAGCCUAACAAACACUAAGGCCAAAGUCAUCUUUUUAUCUGAAUUUCUUUUAUUGUGAGGUCAGAUUGUACACUGCCAGUCCUGUUUUCUUUUCGCUAGGUGCAUGUCUUUCCUUGGUUGUGGGAUUUACACGGGGGAAUAGUUAAACAGAUUUGGAAUAAUUAUUAAAACGAUGAACUCAUUUGGGGGCAUCCGGGUAGCGUAGCGGUCUAUUCCAUUGCCUACCAACACGGGGAUCGCCGGUUCGAAUCCCCGUGUUACCUCCGGCUUGGUCGGGCGUCCCUACAGACACAAUUGGCCGUGUCUGCUGGUGGGAAGCCGGAUGCGGGUAUGUGUCCUGAGUCACUGCACUAGCGCCUCCUCUGGUCAGUCGGGGCGCCUUUUCGGGGGAGAAGUGGGGGGAAUAGCGUGAUCCUCCCAUGUGCUACGUCCCUCAGGCGAAACUCCUCACUGUCAGGUGAAAAGGAGCGGCUGGCAACUGCACAUGUAUCAGAGGAGGCAUGUGGUAGUCUGCAGCCCUCCCCGGAUCGGCAGAGGGGGUGGAGCAGAGACCGGGACGGCUCGGACGAGUGGGGUAAUUGGCCAAAAAUUUGAUUGGGGAGGAAAAAAAACAACUUUAACUCCAUGAGGGCACCCCAACUGAAUGCUGUUGCUUGUUGGCAGUAUUGGUAUGAAGUGCCAAAUACUUGGUGUCGUAGGAAUUACUUUAUCUUCAGCUAUCUCACAGAAACUGUAGUCACUGGGAAGAAAUACACUUUUUGGGUUGAGUUUUGUAUGCCUUAAAACAAGCUCUCUGGUUUCAGGAACACGGUCUUGAAAAAAAAAGCCAUUUAUAAAGGAGGUGCUCCUGGAUGCUGUUUUUACUCCGCCAGAGCGCCCGACACGUCUCGCUAUUCGGCCCCAGGACACGGAGGAUCCACUUAACGGAUAUUUAGUGAAGUUGCGUCCGAAUGUGGCGUUUUGCUUCUUUUUGAGAAUUGUAAAUCUGAGUGCGCUUGCUCCCGUGAGUCCCCUCGCUUGAAGGAUCAUUCUGAUGGGUUUUCUUUUACAAUCUUGGUCUUAUUUUCUUAGUUCCUGCCAUCGUGCAUAUCGGUUGAUAUCAGAUACGGGGCUGCCGCCCGGUUAUCUAAACAGCAUGUUUGGAAGCGUAAAGGAAUAUGAAAGUUAAAAGCUUGCAUGAUCAGUUUACUUAACGUAGGAAGUAGUAACUGCUCAAAACUACCCGGCCAGAGCAACUGGGGAGCAGACGAUAAUGGGAAAUAAUGUACACAACUGAACUGGUGCCCCGGACUUUCUUGGUUCUUGUUGAAAGGGACCGGUUUAAGGCUGGUGUUGAAUUGCCCCACAAAAUUGCCCGUUGUAAUUUUGUGGUGAUUUUGACAUUUUUGUAAUUUUCUGGUUGGCGGUCCCAUGUCCAACAUCUUGUAAACGAAGCCGGUGGGUAAAAUGUCAUAACUGUGAUUUGCACACUGGUGAAAACUAUGAAAAUAAGACCCAAGUUAAAAAAUUUUUUUUAAAAAAACUGGAAUUAUCCUUAAAAGUCAAAGCCAGCUCCCAGCGUAGUGCAGUAUAGUAAUGCAGCAAGAUUCCACGGGACGACUUAUUUUAAUCAUGUUUUGAAGAAAAAAAAAUGCCAUGUUGGAAUGAGUAAUGCAUUUAAUAUGCAGUUCUGCAGUAUGUGUCCAGUCAGAAGAGAUGAUGAGCAGGUUCAGAGAACUGGAUUUGGACCCACAGCGUUAAAAGUAUUUUGUGGUUCAUGUCUUUAAUACAAUAAACUACCAGGGUGCCCAGAGCUCAUUUUAAAAACUAAAUGGUUAACGUGGGAUUUGUAGUUAUCCCAGACCGAGGAUCACCAGUAGAGGACCGUUGGGGUCGACCUGUAGUAUUGUUUCACAGCAGUCAUGCACAGCCUCCUGUCCUGUUUGAGGCCUAAUUGAUGUCAUUUGCUCGUCAUUUUGGAUCUAGCAGAACAAUGUGAUGAAAUUUACAAAUGCCCUUUAAUAAAGACGA
This is a messenger RNA of Lampris incognitus (smalleye Pacific opah), 3963 nucleotides long. Its product is annotated as SUZ domain-containing protein 1-like. The coding region runs from base 84 to 566 and encodes 160 amino acids. NCBI's taxonomy places the organism in Eukaryota, Metazoa, Chordata, Actinopteri, Lampriformes, Lampridae. The transcript has 4 exons. The record is from RefSeq and is a predicted model, not a curated record.